AUCACAAUGGCUAUCUGACGACAUCCAUCUUAUUCUGAUUUGUUGCUGUGUUAUUGAACCACAAACCAUUCUUUGGCAUCGUCUAUAUGGAUGGAUGUGGCUAGUACUCCUUGGUGUGGCCAUACGACCAGACCGUUACCCACGGCAAGCUUUACAAGUAUCAUCCAGAUUGCCAUCUUCACGAUCAUUCCUGAUCAGUCGACAUCGUCCUGAUUACAAGUUUUCAGAGCUCUUUUGAGGAAGUAGCCUCAGGAGUGUGACAUGACGUUUCAACAGGCACACUCAAGGCUCAUACAUCACUUAGAUGGUAUGAAGACGAGCUCCUUUUGGUCGGCCAUUCAAGCAAAUGCCCAGCACAGCCUUCUGUUUCGAAUGCAACGAAACGAGCAUCGUGUGACUCCAGAUUCUUAUUAUUGUGCCAAGGUUUCGUGCUUUUGGUCUGGGAGACUGACAGCUUGUUGCUUGCUAUCAAGUCUGGCAGACGACCUGGUAUCCACACCACCAGCCUUGUUAUUGCCUUGCCGCCCCUUUUCCAAACAUGAACCGAAUGUCAACAAACAGACAAAGAACGGUAGUCGUCAACAAAAAACGACGAAUCAAAGCAAAGGAGUCUGUGGACAUAAUGUAAUGUAAGUCAAGGCACUUUGUAUCCCAGUUGUCUGUCGAAACCCCG
This is a messenger RNA of Neurospora crassa OR74A, 673 nucleotides long. RefSeq lists its product as hypothetical. The record is from RefSeq and is a predicted model, not a curated record. NCBI's taxonomy places the organism in Eukaryota, Fungi, Ascomycota, Sordariomycetes, Sordariales, Sordariaceae. The transcript is spliced from 3 exons. Bases 262 to 633 code for a protein of 123 amino acids.